AGCAUUCCGGAAACGGAAGGAAAUAUCUGUUACGCUGAGGCUGGAGUGGGAAGUGGUGACCUUUCUGGAGGACGCCGAGCGGAAAAACCUGCCAAGAUGGGUCUGGAGUUUGGAAACCUGGCACGCGUGAGACACGUGAUCACCUACAGCUUGUCUCCCUUUGAACAGAGAGCAUUUCCCAACUACUUCUCCAAAGGGAUUCUCAACGCCUGGCGGCGAUUCAGUUCACAGUUCUUCCGGGUGGCUCCUCCAUUUAUCAUCGGCUAUAUGAUUUAUUCCUGGGGGACGGAAGAAUUUGAACGCCUGAAAAGGAAGAACCCUGCCGACUACGCGAACGAUGAAUAAUCCGAAUCUGGCCGAGAACCAUUAUGGCAUCUUACCCGUGUCAGCGCUUGUUCUGCCUCCUGGCUCGUUGAAAAACACUUAAAAAAAAUUAUAAAGACAAAAAAAAACCCACUUAAAAAGUCUCGUUCAAUAAACCUGUAUUUCUGAUCCCA
Gekko japonicus is the source of this 497-nucleotide messenger RNA. RefSeq names its product cytochrome b-c1 complex subunit 8. The record is from RefSeq and is a predicted model, not a curated record. Gene Ontology annotation, biological process: mitochondrial electron transport, ubiquinol to cytochrome c. NCBI's taxonomy places the organism in Eukaryota, Metazoa, Chordata, Lepidosauria, Squamata, Gekkonidae. The transcript has 3 exons. Bases 97 to 345 code for a protein of 82 amino acids.